GCAUUGAUUGCAAGCUGAAAUUGAGCCUGCCCAAUACCAUAACUUUCAUGAAAAUGUUAUACCAUAACUAUCAAUGGAAACGUGUAGUACGAUAGUUGACUGUAUGUAGGCACAGUCUUUUCCUAUAAAACCCCAUUCAGUUUCAUCAUUUAGAAACAUCCCUUCCCUUUCAUUCACCUUGCUUCUUACUUUUCAAUACCUCACUCCUACUCUCACUGUUACCUGCAUUUAGCUCACACCCAUGUUGCAAAGAAGUAGAACUCUUCCCAGCAGAAUGCACCAAGGAAUUGUAGGAACUAUGCACUCUCCUUCUUUUGUAUAUGUAUUCAUUUACUAUUAUUUACGUUCAGUCGUUGAUUGAUGCUCACUGUUUAAUACAGAUAGAAGAGAGGCAAGAUGUGAAGCACUACUUACAAAAUACUCAAACGGAGACUGUUGCUAUGAAUAUUCAGCCUAACUAUUCCAAAUGCUUAGAUGAUGAUGGUCGUUUGAAGAGAACAGGAACAUUUUGGACGGCAACUGCUCAUAUCAUCACUGCUGUGAUAGGGUCUGGAGUUCUUUCUCUUGCAUGGGCAGUAGCUCAGCUUGGUUGGGUUGCUGGACCUGUUGUCAUGCUUCUCUUUGCUUUGGUCAAUCUCUACACUUCCACCCUACUAACACAGUGUUAUAGGACGGGUGACUCUGUUACUGGACAGAGAAAUUACACCUACAUGGAGGCAGUAAAGUCCAUCUUGGGAGGAAAAAAGGUCAAGUUAUGUGGCCUGAUUCAAUAUGUCAAUCUGUUUGGAAUUGCAAUAGGGUAUACCAUUGCUGCCUCUGUCAGUAUGAUGGCCAUAAAAAGGUCGAAUUGCUACCAUAACAGUCAUGGAAAAGAUCCCUGUCACAUGUCAAGCAAUGGGUAUAUGAUAACAUUUGGAAUAGCAGAAGUGAUUUUUUCCCAAAUCCCAGACUUUGAUCAGGUGUGGUGGCUAUCCAUAGUCGCGGCCAUUAUGUCCUUCACGUAUUCUUCAGUUGGAUUGAGUCUUGGCGUGGCGAAAGUGGCAGAAAACAAAACUUUUAAAGGAAGCAUGCUGGGAAUUAGCAUUGGCACAGUGACACAAGCUGGAACAGUAACUGGCACGCAGAAAAUAUGGAGAAGUUUACAAGCUCUGGGAGCAAUGGCCUUUGCAUACUCUUUUUCCAUUAUCCUGAUCGAAAUUCAGGACACCAUAAAAUCUCCUCCUGCAGAGCACAAGACCAUGAGAAAAGCCACAGCGUUGAGCAUCGCAGUUACCACAGUGUUCUAUUUACUCUGUGGAUGCAUGGGGUAUGCAGCUUUCGGAGACAAUGCACCUGGAAAUCUCUUAACUGGUUUUGGGUUUUAUGACCCUUAUUGGCUUCUGGACAUUGCCAACAUUGCAAUUGUUGUGCACCUAGUUGGGGCAUACCAGGUUUUUUCCCAGCCCUUAUUUGCAUUUGUGGAGAAAUGGAGUGCACGUAAAUGGCCAAAGAGUUGUUUUGUGACGGCAGAAUAUGACAUAGCGGUUCCCUUCUAUGGGGUGUACCAACUCAACUUCUUCCGCUUAGUAUGGAGAAGCAUUUUUGUGUUGUUGACGACCCUCGUAGCCAUGCUCAUGCCCUUUUUCAAUGACGUGGUUGGAAUGCUUGGAGCUUUUGGGUUCUGGCCAUUAACAGUUUACUUCCCUAUCGACAUGUAUAUUUCGCAAAAGAAGAUUGAACGGUGGACAAGUCGAUGGAUAGGACUUCAGCUACUUAGCGUUAGUUGCCUCAUGAUUUCAUUAGUAUCUGCCAUUGGUUCCAUGGCCGGGGUGGUUUUGGACCUCAAGACUUACAAGCCAUUUAGAACUAGCUAUUAAGUGAAAACCAGUUCUUCACAAAUACCAGUGUUUAAGCAGAUGACUAGUCAAAAGUUAGUUUGUGCAGUUAAAGUAAAUACGCUCCAUGUCUGCUGCUGUUGGAGCA
This is a messenger RNA of Vigna umbellata (rice bean), 1962 nucleotides long. Lineage: Eukaryota; Viridiplantae; Streptophyta; Magnoliopsida; Fabales; Fabaceae. The record is from RefSeq and is a predicted model, not a curated record.